Messenger RNA from Ananas comosus (pineapple), 1510 nucleotides. Its product is annotated as gibberellin 20 oxidase 2-like. The coding region runs from base 96 to 1190 and encodes 364 amino acids. Gene Ontology annotation, molecular function: gibberellin 20-oxidase activity. NCBI's taxonomy places the organism in Eukaryota, Viridiplantae, Streptophyta, Magnoliopsida, Poales, Bromeliaceae. Gene Ontology annotation, biological process: response to light stimulus; flower development; unidimensional cell growth. The transcript is spliced from 3 exons. The record is from RefSeq and is a predicted model, not a curated record.
UCCUCCUCCUCCUCCUCCUCUCACAGUUCGAACCAUAUUGUUAUUCGCCUCUCUUUGUGUUACUGUAAAAUAAAUAAAUAUCAUCGCCUGAUCUUAUGGCUCUCGAUGCGGAAAAAGGUGCGCGCCACUACAUUUUCGACUCCUCCGUCCUGAGCGCCCAAACGAGCAUACCCGCGCAAUUCGUGUGGCCCGAGGACGAGCGGGUGCGCUCCGUCGACGAGCUCGACGCGCCGGUCAUCGACCUCCGCAGCUUCUUCUCCACGGACGCUGCGGCGACGCGCGCCGCCGCCGACGCGAUCCGCGCCGCGUGCACCUCCCACGGCUUCUUCCAGGUGGUCAACCACGGCGUCGACGCCUCGCUGUGCCGCGACGCGCUGCACUGCGCCGCCGAGUUCUUUCGCCUGCCGCUGGUCGCGAAGCUGCGAGCCCAGCAGCGGCCCGGCAGCUUGUGGGGCUACUCCGGCGCCCACGCCAAUCGCUUCGCCGCCAAGCUCCCCUGGAAGGAGUGCGUCUCCUUCCACUCCGACGCCAGCGCCGUCGACUACUUGGCUUCCACCUUGGGCAACGACUUUCAGCCCAUGGGAUUGGUGUGCGAGAGAUAUAGCGAGGCCAUGAAGAAGCUAACGCUCUCGAUCAUGGAGCUUCUGGGAGUGAGCUUGGGAUUAGAGAGAGAGCGGCGUUAUUAUAGGGAGUUUUUUGAGGAUAUGGAGUACAUAAUGAGGUGCAACUACUACCCGCCGUGUCCGGAACCGGACCUGGCGCAGGGGACGGGCCCGCACCGCGAUCCGGUCGCAGUCACGAUCCUGGCGCAGGACGAUGACGUGGAGGGGCUCGAGGUGUUCGCCGAGGGCACGUGGCGCUCGAUCCGCCCCAUCCCCGGUGCUCUCGUGGUCAACAUUGGGGACACUUUCAUGGCUUUGUCCAACGGGAUAUACAAGAGCUGCCUCCACCGGGCGGUGGUGAACCGGGUCCACGAGCGCCGGUCCAUCGCAUUCUUCGUGUGCCCGAGGGGCGACAAGGUGGUCCGGGCGCCCGAGGAGUUAGUGGGCCCAGGGCACGGCCCACGAGAAUACCCGGACUUCACGUGGGCCGAGCUCGUGGGCUUCACGCAGAGCCGCCACCGUGUGGACCAGAAAACCCUCCAAUGCUUCGUCCACCAUCUCCAAUCCACCCCCGACUCAUCAGCCUAAUUAAUUACAUCGUACCCUUUCUUUUAAUGGAUUAAUUUCACCGCUUAUCCCAAAUUUUUAUCUUAGGUUUAUGCUUUGGUCUCAAAGAUUGAGUCUCUUCUAUCAAAAAAUUUAUCAACUUCGAGAUUGUAUUGUUGAUGUGGCAAAUUUUCUUUCGAAUUAAUUGAAUUUUAGACCAAAUUAGCAGAACUGGGAUAAAAAUUGGUAACUUAUGGUGAAAUGAAUAAUCGAUGAACCUGGGCGCGCAGAUACUACUGUGCAUGUGGAUGUAUUUAUUUGUUCAACCUUAAUAAAGAAGAAUAAUCGGCACUGUUUUUUUA